GUAUCAGAGCGGUUCUGCUCAGCAGCGGCCCACCUGAGCCCACCUGACCGAGCUGCGGUUCUGGUACCGAUCAGGUUCCGGAACCAGACGGACCGGGUCCCUGAACAGGCGGCCGAAGACUCCUGAUCGGUGGUUCGGUUCGGCGGCUGCUACACGAGAACAUCUGUUCCGAACCACCWCUGAUCGUCCUGAUCCAUGUUUAGUUCUAGUUCUGUUGGACUGACACUGCAGAUCCAAGUGAUCCGGACUCUCAUGGACCGGUGCCAGUAAUUUCGUGUCAAAGUGAUGAAUUCAACAGAACCCGGGACCAGCUGACUGAACCGAACUGCGUCAAAAAAAAAAGUCCCGGAAUAAAAAGAGCCUGGGAAUUCUGCAGCUCCGGAACCGGAUGUCUCGGACUUCGAGGGGGUUCGGAGGAUAAUUCGGCUGCAGGUUGACCCGUCCAGAACCAUCAUGGGAACUCAAGGACCGGGUCGCAAAAGGAUCCCGAACCGGGAGAAGCUGACGGCGGAUGAAGAUGCUCUGAGCCAGAUCGCCAGGGAGGCGGAGGCCAGGUUGGCGGCAAAGCGAGCAGCGAGAGCCGAGGCCCGGGAGAUCCGGAUGAAGGAACUGGAGAGACAACAGAGGGAGCUGUUCCAUAGCCAUAAGAAGUAUUAUGGUCUGGAUUAUAAGUGGGGUCACAUCGAGCAGUGGAUGGAGGACAGUGAGCGAUACUCAGGUCUCUCUCUGAGACACACCUCGAUCUCAGACGAUGAGGAGAGACUGUCUGUAGGCAGUCGAGGCAGCCUCAGGCCCUCAGACUACGGUGGCCUGCUGGGCUCCAGCUCUCGUGCCUCCUCCAGGGCCAGUUCAGCUCGAGCAAGCCCAGUGGUGGAGGAGAGACCGGACCGAGACUUCAUCAAUAAGGGAUCCAGAACAGCGUCCACACUUUCAGCCGCCACACUCGCCUCUCUGGGCGGAGCCUCGUCACGCAGAGGAAGCUGUGACACGUCUGUCUCCCUGGAAACUGAGGCGUCUAUCAGAGAAAUGAAGGACUCCCUGGUGGAGGCGGAGGAGAAGUACCGCAGAGCGAUGGUUUCCAACGCUCAGCUUCACAACGAGAAGACCGCUUUGAUGUUCCAGGUGGACACUCUGAGGGAGGAGCUCAGCGACAUGGAGGAGCUGCUGUGGGAGGCCCGACGGCACUACGAGCACUCCGACAAGGAGUUGGAACGUGAGCGUCAGGCUCACAGAGUCCUGCAGGUMCAGUUCACAGAGAUGAAGGAAACUUUGAGAAGAACCGAGGAGCUGCUGACGGAAGUGUCUGAUCUACGUCUGAAGAGCAGCAGUUUCCAUCAGGAGGUCUCUGACCUGCAGGAAGCUCUGCAGUGGAAGGAGAAAAAGAUCUCGGCGUUGGAGCGCCACAGAGAAAUCUCUGACAUCGUUCAGAUUGAACGUGACCAGCUCAGAGUGGAGGUGGUCCGACUGCAGGAUYUACUGAAGAAACAUGGUGUGGUCAUCUCACCUGAAGUCACCACCAACGGUGACUCAGAAGUGAGCGAGGAAUUUGUCAGCUCAGAAUCUGCCUCUCAAUUGGUUGAGGAGUCCCCUCAGAGUGACAGAGAGGGGAAGAUAGGUUCGCUCAGCCCUGGACCGGAUCAGCGAGCUGGAGGUCAGUAACCGCCACCUGUCCAAACGUCUGGAGAAGAUGAAGGCUAACCGGAAUGCCUUGCUGGCCCAGCAGUGACCUGAAAGUCCUGCGAGGUCAGGGUGUAGACCUUCAGACAAAARCUAGGACCUCCGUCUUUGACUUGAAGGAUCUGCUGAGGAGCUCUGKUCAGGACUUCAGUCAGUUUUUUGACUUGUACUUAUGUAUUGAAUGUAAAAAUGUGAUUUUAUUCUGACCUGAGAGUCAGCAGGAUGCUUAUGGUUCAAGUUUAGAAAUCUUUUUACACCGUCUGACCUAAAAUGACUCAUCAGGAUGAAGAGUUGAGUAAACAUGAACUCUAAUGCGGAUUCAAUGAAUGUAACAGUAUUUGCAGCUUCUGUUUCAGUUUUUAUUAAUUUUAUUUUCAUUCAUUAGAAUGACAGACAUGAAAUCUGUUCACACACAUCUUUAGUGAUACACGUAAUGUUUUCCAGGUAAAUUAAUCAAUUAAAAACAAAGCUGAAACUUAAACAUCUGAAUAAAAACCCAGAGGCUCCGCCCCCUCCCUCUCUGCUGAGCAUCAACUCUGCCUCCUAAGUCCCGACUGGAUCGACUGCACAUGUUAUUUUUAUGUGAAAUGCUUUUAGUAGCUCAUAUCUUUUUUUAUUUAUUUUAUUUUUAGUUCAGGCUGAAGUUUUUAUAAAAACACUGCAGCUGAUUUCAGGUGUAACUUUCUGACAAAUAUCUGUUGAAUCAACUGAAACUUGUCCAACUCAACCCAAACUGCAGAAAUAUUUAAACAGGACCUUUCUGAACCGAGUAAGUCUAAGUCUAUAAACGUUAUCAGCUCCAGUGACAGGCAGCCCUGACAGAGUCCAGCUCCCACCCUGAAGGGGUCCGACUUUCUGCCGGUAAUGUGAACAAAACUCACACACUGUUAGCAAAAAGACUCUGUUAUAGUUGCACUUCUGAAUGUUGCGCAGGGCUCCGCUGACAGGAUACAGACCUGAACGAGUGGUGUAGGUGUUCAUACUGGACACUUACGUUGGUGCAGCACUCUUCAAAAGGACGUGUGACAUACUGUUUAAAACGUGUGGAAAUUUGUAAAAAGGAGAACAAACUCUUGACACCAAGUUACAAAAAUUGGGAGGUGUGUGACCAGAUGCCAUGACACCACAUGGGGCCAGCACGCAGGGGCGGGGACUGUUGGCAUGCACAUCAACACACCGUGUUCAGUACAUCAACUAUAAACCAAGCUUAAGGACUGAAUGACUCGAAACAACGGACUCACAAUCCCAUACUCRCAGAGCACCCCCAACAGUGUACCUCAAGGAGCACGGUCAAAUGCCUUUUCCAAGGCCACGAAACACGUAGACUGGAUGGACCAACUCCCGUGACUCCUCGGGGACCCUUGUGAGGGUAAAAAACUGGUCCAGUGUUCCACAGCCAGGAUGAAACCUGYAUUGUUCCUCCUGAAUCUGAGGUUCAACCAUCGAUUGGACUCUCYUYUCCACAGUACCUCUGAAUAGACCUCAUCAGGGAGGCUAAGGAGAGUGAUGUCCCUAUAAUUGAAACAAACUCUCUGGUUCCCCUUUUUGAAGAGRGGAACCAUCACACCGGUCUACCAAUUCAGCAGAAAAGGUGUCGUCAGCAACAUCCAGAGCUUUGAAGAACUCAGGGCAGAUCCCUUCAGUGUUGCCAGACGAAUGAUAAAUUUUGUAUUUUGUCUGAGAAUUAAAAAAAAAMCCCGUAAUGUACAAUAACUUGACCUCUUCAAUGCAUGGCUGAAUUAACCCGACACAUGUCUGACAUGAAAGAGGUGGAGGGUACAACAUUGUCAUUAUAUUUAGGAAGUUUUUAGACCCCUCUAGUGACUGUUUUUCAGAAAAGAGACAAGCGAAAACCUAGCAACGAGCAUCGGACACAGAAAGUUAUAAGCUGUGGCAGGAGGUAUUUGUAGUAUUUGUAGUUUUGAGCCACUCUAGAUUGCACAUUGGAUAUGUACAAUAAAUUUCUACAAAAAUACGAUACUUUAAAGGCA
This is a messenger RNA of Austrofundulus limnaeus, 3668 nucleotides long. It is a transcript of the gene lrrfip1b, whose product is annotated as leucine rich repeat (in FLII) interacting protein 1b. Gene Ontology annotation, biological process: regulation of transcription by RNA polymerase II. The record is from RefSeq and is a predicted model, not a curated record. Lineage: Eukaryota; Metazoa; Chordata; Actinopteri; Cyprinodontiformes; Rivulidae. Gene Ontology annotation, molecular function: RNA polymerase II cis-regulatory region sequence-specific DNA binding; DNA-binding transcription factor activity, RNA polymerase II-specific.